CCCUGCGCCUGUUGAUCAUGAUACCUGUUUUUAUGGUGACUGUGGGCACAGCCUCAGAGGAGCCCUGUGUGUUCCCCUUCCACUAUAAGGGCAAUACGUACAGUGACUGCACCAUUAAGGACGAAUCAGCUCUUUGGUGCGCCACCACCCAGAACUAUGCUAGGCGUAAAUGGCGGUAUUGUGAAGAUGUUCCAAGGUGGAGUGUUACCUACAGCCAUACACACAUCUGUGCUCUAGAGGGAUCAUCAGUUACCAUGUCCUGCUUUUACACCUACCCCAGCUAUCUAACAGUUAAAGAAGUGUUUUGGACAAACCAAGACACUACCCAGGGGUUCAUUCUGAUUUAUCAACAAAUGUCAUUUACAAGCAAAGGGUCACAGUAG
Messenger RNA from Sardina pilchardus (European sardine), 383 nucleotides. RefSeq names its product epididymal sperm-binding protein 1-like. The record is from RefSeq and is a predicted model, not a curated record. Bases 18 to 383 code for a protein of 121 amino acids. The transcript has 4 exons. NCBI's taxonomy places the organism in Eukaryota, Metazoa, Chordata, Actinopteri, Clupeiformes, Clupeidae.